Messenger RNA from Thrips palmi, 1829 nucleotides. It is a transcript of the gene Pgk, whose product is annotated as phosphoglycerate kinase. Gene Ontology annotation, cellular component: cytosol. Gene Ontology annotation, biological process: gluconeogenesis; glycolytic process. Lineage: Eukaryota; Metazoa; Arthropoda; Insecta; Thysanoptera; Thripidae. The coding region runs from base 106 to 1356 and encodes 416 amino acids. The transcript is spliced from 8 exons. The record is from RefSeq and is a predicted model, not a curated record. Gene Ontology annotation, molecular function: phosphoglycerate kinase activity; ADP binding; ATP binding.
CGUGACCUUUUCAAGGUCUGUUCGUCUUCCUUUCCGUCUGCAGCAGUGUGCUUGACGAGACAGCUCCAUUUGAAUUCCAACUUCGCUUGAAUUAAAACUUGCGAAAUGGCGUUGAACAAACUGAGCAUUGAUGCCCUGAGCUUGGCUGGCAAGCGAGUGCUCAUCCGUGUUGACUUCAAUGUUCCUUUGAAGGAAGGCAAAAUUACCAACAACCAACGUAUUGUCGCUGCUCUUGAAACUGUCAAGUAUGCUCUUAGCAAAGACGCUAAGUCAGUUGUUCUCAUGUCACACUUGGGUCGUCCCGAUGGGAGCCGUAACCUGAAGUACACCAUGAAACCUGUGGCUGAGGAACUGAAGAAACUUUUGAAUACUGAUGUCACAUUCCUGGACGACUGUGUCGGUCCCGAUGUAGAGAAGGCUUGUGCUGACCCUGCCAAGGGCUCUGUUAUUCUGUUGGAGAACCUGCGUUUCCAUGUUGAAGAAGAAGGAAAGGGAGUUGAUGCUUCAGGAAACAAAAUUAAGGCUACACCUGAAGCUGUCAAGGCAUUCAGGGAAUCUUUGCGCAAACUUGGAGAUGUCUAUGUAAACGAUGCUUUCGGCACUGCUCACAGAGCCCAUAGUUCAAUGAUGGGAGAUGGCUUUGACCAGCGUGCUUCUGGAUUCCUGCUUAAAAAAGAACUUCAGUACUUUGCCAAGGCUUUGGACAACCCGCAGAAGCCCUUCCUUGCAAUUUUGGGUGGUGCCAAGGUUGCUGACAAAAUUCAGCUUAUUGAAAAUCUGCUGGACAAAGUUUCAGAGAUGAUCAUCGGAGGUGGUAUGGCUUACACCUUCUUGAAGGAGUUGAAGGGAAUGAAGAUUGGUACUUCUCUGUAUGAUGCUGAGGGAGCCAAGAUUGUCAAGAAACUUGUUGAGAAGGCUGAGAAGAACAAUGUAAAGCUUCACUUGCCUGUUGACUUUGUGACUGCUGACAAGUUUGCCGAGGAUGCUACUGUGGGAGCAGCAACCUUGGAGGAGGGUAUCCCUGAUGGGUGGAUGGGACUGGAUGCAGGUCCCAAAACUAUUGAGCUGCUCAAGGAGCCCAUCAAGAGAGCCAAGGUUAUUGUAUGGAAUGGACCCAUGGGCGUCUUUGAAUUUGAGAAUUUCUCCAAGGCAACAAAGGCUGUCAUGGACACUGUGGUUGAGUCAACUGCCGCAGGAACCAUCACUAUUAUUGGAGGUGGUGACACUGCCACUUGUGCAGCCAAGUGGAACACAGAGUCUAAAGUCAGCCAUGUCAGCACUGGUGGUGGUGCCAGUUUGGAACUUCUUGAGGGAAAGACACUGCCCGGAGUUGCUGCUCUCACCAAUGCCAACUGAGGAAGAAAUACUCUUAAUGCCUAGGUUUUAUAUAGGAAUUUUAAUUUUCCAGAGCCAAGUAUGACCGAGAUAUGUUGUUAACAUUUAUCCUGUAGUCAUGUUUGUCAUGAUCUAAGUUGAAUUGUCUGCUGAAAAUAUUUAUUAUAGUUAAUACUGUAAAGAUCCUGCAAUGAAACUUUUUUUUUUAUUUGAAGAUAUUGUUCUAGUCUUAAUUUGAAAAUUAAAUCUGGCUGUUUUUAAAGUAAAACAAUUUGUUUGAUUCCAUAGUCUGAGUAGAAUUGUUCCAUGAGAUGUUAAUUCUUUUUCUUCUUCCUGCAUCUGCAGGUUCAAUUUAUUUUUUACAAUCAGUGUUGUAGCAUUGCCUUGUCACUGCCUUUUUUUUGUUCAAAACAAAUGCUGUCUUUUACUGGAAGCGCAUUGAAUGGUACUCUCAAACUUGUACGUACAAUAAAAUGGAUUCGGGAACAGCUCUA